Messenger RNA from Aegilops tauschii subsp. strangulata, 2454 nucleotides. The record is from RefSeq and is a predicted model, not a curated record. NCBI's taxonomy places the organism in Eukaryota, Viridiplantae, Streptophyta, Magnoliopsida, Poales, Poaceae.
AUGCUCUCGGUCGAGGAAUUAAAAAGUCUUGAUCCUGAGCCGGGAACAUUCUGCCGCGACACCGAUCCCCUCUUCCAUGAGGACGAGGAGCUGUCCAUAAUACAUGAGGAAGGGACAUUCUUCCUGGAGGGCCUUGAUGGCUCCAAAGUUGCCAUCACCCUAGACCUGUUGGCGAUACGGCCAUCUACCUCGUCGUCUCGGGACAAAAGAAAAAAAUUGUCUGAGGAAUUAGCUCGGACCAAGGCGCAACUAGGCGCGUUAGAGGCCAAGGUGGCAAAGGUCAAGGCCUUUACCUCGGAGGCACACGGUCAGCCGAUAGAAGACCUUGGUGGAGCCCCCAAAGACGUCCUUGUGCAGCUAACUGAAGAGCACGAAAAGGCUCGGAAGGCUAUGAAGGCCGUGUGUAAAGCUCUAUGGCCCGAGGAAAAAAUGCCUCAGGGAAUGUCUGAGCUCGCCGAACGUAUCAAGGGGGCGCGGCGCCGGCUGCAUGCCUCGAACAUAUUGGCUUGCCAGGAGGAGGCGUGGACCAUGUUCGGUACCGCAAGAAAACUCGAACAGAACUGCGCAGGCAAUAAAAAACAAACCUGGAUACUACUACCACCUACCACCUACCACCACCGUCUCAACCCACCCCCGCACUACUCCCACUGGUCAAACGGGGCUCCCCCACCUCCUGACCCAGCCACCACGCAACGCCGCCCGCCCCGGCCACAAACCACCCCACGCCGCCGGCCACCACCCCGCCCCGCCCGCCGCCGGCCCCCCUGCCCAACACGCCGCCCGGUACCCGGUGCGCCACCCCCAGCUACCCCCUUCCCACCUCCAAAUCACCGUCGACCACCCCCACCGCGCCGCCCCCUCCACCUGCCAUCGAAUCCCACAAAAAUCUGGCCGUCCCUAGCGCCCCACUCCUCCCUCCUCUACCCCGGUGCACCCAGCCUUCCUCCGUGCGGGCAAGCACGGCCACGUCCCGGGUCCAAUGCCGCCUGGGACCCGCGCCACCUUCCCCGAUGGAUCAGGUCUCCGCCACCGGUCCUCGAUCUAGAUCGACCACGGUCGCUGGUCCACUUCUUCUUCGGAGCGCACGUCGGAUCCGCCCCUCACCGGCCACGGCCACGGCCCUGCCCCGCGACGGCCGGCGUACACAACCCAGGCCCCACCCCGGCGCUGCCCAGCCUCCAUGGUUCACCCGAAUCUGACGAGCAGUCGUUAUUUUGUUUGGGCUGGCUGCAGAACCAUCGCAUCUCCCUCCCCUCGAGCCUUCUCCUUUGCUCCCGCCUGAUAAACAGGCAACCACGCAAGGAAAUGUUUGACGACGAAAGGGAAUUCGCUAUGUGCGAGUACUGCGAAGAUGAGCGGGGUCUGUGUGACAGGCCUCACCUGGUAGAAGGUCGGCGCUUCAGCAUCAAGCUACAAGAGACCUUUGAUGUUGAAACGCUUAUCCCAUGCCAUGCAAGAUGUUAUGUCUUGGAGAAGAUGGGUUUUGAAGAUCAUGAAAGCAUGGAGACAAAGAUAAUUCAACUAAGGACCCAUCAUGGUUAUGAUUUUGCUGUAAAUCUAUACAAUUAUGUGAACUCAUCCAAUUUGGUUGCCAGAAUUGAGGAGCUCUUUGCAAGGCAUAUGAUUUUCAUGAGAGUAUGCUUCUCACCUUCGAUCUUGGUGAUCCUGACAUCGACGAAAAGAAUAUGACCAUUUGGGUCCUUGUUGACACGCUUCCAGUUCUACCGCUUAUUUUCAUUUUUCAAAAAAUGUACGGAAAAUGGUAGACAGAACCUACUACUACAAUGAUGAAGCACAAUUAACUUAUAAGGAGAAAGAUGGUCUUAUCGCAUUUUUUACUGAUCUUGAGAAUUACAAUAGCUAUUAUCGAACUCCUCCACAUUAUGGUCAAUACGUGCCACUAGUGCACGUGUUGAACUACGGUAACAUCAAUGGAGAUAGCAUGAAAAUCCCGAUGAAUUGUGUGCCUCAUCUGAUGUUGCCGAGAGGUCGCGUUGAUGUUAUGAGCUUACGGCCGCCACGGCCAGGUCAGCCGCAGUAUCCACAUCAGUCCUGUCCAUACCGGAUUUCUAAAAGCGAGGAAGCCAUGAUAAUAAAUGAUUUCAAAAAAUGUUUCGACUAUCGUAGAGAGCUAUUUGGAAGCAACAUUGUGCGUAGGCCAAGACUUGGAGACAGGAUGAUCUCCGUUCUUUAUUAUGGAGAGUCCAUUUUCCUUAAUGUAGAGUCAAUGCCUAUCUUGUUUUAUGAUAUUUUACCUAAGAGAGGGUAGAGUAGGUCCUAUGAGAGGAGUAGGUCGUAGCUAGAAUGUGUUAUUAUGUGCUACAAUGUGUUAGAGUUGAUGAUGAUGAUGAGGAGGAGUUGUGAUUAUGUCUAGUGACAACUUGUUAUAUGAUGUCUCAUUGACGACAUUGUUUGGUGGUGAUGACAAGUGGUAAUGAAUAUGCUAUUUAAACA